AUAACUGUAUAUAAUCUCUGUGAAACCUUUAGCAUCCAAUUUUGUAAUGGGUUCAAUAGGGUGUAACAGAGGAUACUUUAUUCACAUCAACUUACCUGUGUGUGUGUGUAUGUGUGAGGGUGUGUGUGUGUGUGUGUGGCCUACGUGUGAGUUGAACGGAAAUAACCUUAUCUCCCUUUGAGGGGAAAGUGCUCAGUUGGACCCAUUUGCCGCAGAGCGACACUAACAGCGUUCACUUGCUAUUAAACGGCGGCGCAGAGACAAUAAAACUAAGAGUUUUGUCCCAUUGGAGAUGUUUUCACUUCCUCUGCCUGAUAAUACCACAGCUUCUGCUGAGAUGGAAAGCCUCCUCACAAUAAACGGUUUAAAUGGCCUUGCCUCUACCCACCGUGCUAUUACAGCGUCACACGGUGUGUUUGCUCAGGACGUUUACGACCCUGUGAGGUGGUGGCCACACAGGAAACUCUGUGAUGACACGGGUAGGACGGCAGGUUCUGGAGGAAACGUUGAGCAUUAGUCCAUUUUCAUUUGUUUGCUUUGUAUGAUAAUGUCGCGGGUUGUGGUGUUGAACGAGGAAAUCCAACAGGAUACAUGUGUCACACUGUUCGCUGCAGAGCUUCCGGUGGGUAAUUUAUUCCUGACAAAUAUCUAACUUCACAAGGGAAUUCCAUGUGGUUGUGGCUUCAAGCUUGAAGAUAACUCUCUGGAGGACCAGCGUGAAGGAUUCAGGGGGGAUCUAAUGGCAGAAAGGAAAUAUAAGAUCAAUAAUCAUGUUUUCAUUCCUGUAAACACCUGAAACUAAUGAUUAUUGUGUUUUCUUAAGCGUAGAAUGGAGCGGUUCCAUGUUGCACUGCCGUGUUUCUACAGAAGCCUGGAUUGGACAAACCAAACACCGGCUGCAGAGAUGGACGCUCACGUUCCUGCAUUACUCCUACUCGCAUAUUGUAUUAAAUCUGCAGCCGCACAGCCACAGACGCCACUACAUUCUACACUCUGGUCCUUUAAAUCCGUCUUAUCAGCAGAAAGGCAUCAGAACAGUGUGGAACAGAGGAUUCAGUCACGAGUCGUACAAGCAAGGUUCAGCAGGACUUCAGAGUGAAGACUGUAAAACAUAAAACACAAACACGUGUAACUGGUUCAUAUGACAAAAAAACUGAUUGUGAAUUAUCUCACCAGAAAUGUGAGAUGACGGGAGACUACACGUGCUUGAGAACUGGCACAUUUAGUUAGUGAAACCACAAUAACAUAACAAUAUACUUUUAACCAGUAUAGCAAUAUGUGUAUUUCAACACUGCUACUUAAAUUUGUACUUACUUGUGGAGUUAGAAAACUCUGAAUUCAUCCUACCUGGUUAAUCUGCAAUUUAGUUUAAAUUCAUUCAGGUUAAGUGCAUUUUCUCGGAUGUCAGUGAUUCUUUCUUGUUAGUGCGUCAUUCAAACUCUUCCUGAUUCCCGGCCUCAGCCUCUCAGAGACUCAUUUGUUUCCUGAAACUCACCACAACUAGCAAAUGUAAACAUUCUGAAAAUUGGUUCAUUGGUUCUUAAGGGUUUUGGAAUCAUCCCCUCAGCCUGUCAGACCUUUUAGUUUUACACAGUUUCCAGGAGGCACGGGACAAAGAGUUUAUUGAAAAAUAAGGAAAGUGAUUAAAAGGCGUCCAGUGGAUGUUUGUGAUCAGAACUCAGCAGCCCGUGUGUUUUCCAUUGUCAGGCUCAAAGCUGGUUUUCUCAGAACGAGGUGUGACUGGUGCACUGACUUUUAUAGAGUUAAUCUGCCCUGCUUUUAUUACAGACGAUAUUUAUCAGCUCCACACAAGCCCUCACUUUUAUGGCCUCCUUUGACCUUUGCUCCUCUCACCACACAAGCCUCCCCCGCCUCUGUCUGUCCUCACAACCAACCUGAUUGUUUUUAAGGGCUAAAUAUUUGUCAGCACUGGUUCCACCGUCUACAUAUAUGUUUUAUUUAAAGUCUUGAAACUAGAAUUGAUCUGUUCUUGUCAUUGUAAAGAUAUUAAAGAGGUGGUUUUAUUCUCAUACUUACACACAGAAAAACCUGGUCAUGAAUGGAGAUUCGGGAAAUGAUCCCUGAUUUUAUUCAGGUAGAAGAUGAAACAUAGAGAAAGACACAAACACAGUGAAUCCUUAUGAUCUUGGUGAGUUUCUGAAAAGAGAAGUCAAUCCAGAGGGGGUGUGGGAGUCCCUCCUGCCCCACCCUCCCUCUGACUGGUGCAUGGACACCACCCAGUUGUUCAUUAACACAUGCAGGACAGGUAGACCAGCCCAUACCAAGGUGGAGGAUUAUUGAUCUCCGUCUCGCAGCAGAGGAGCAACUGUGGAGCCUGUUCCUCUUCUCCUCUGGCCAUAUUUACUGAAAGAGGCUCAAAUCAAUAUAUAUCUGACACUGAAGUUGAAGUUCUUCUCCUCUGUGGAUGCUGGACGACUGAAUCAAGUUCUGCUUAGUCCACGAGGAGUUCCCUUCUGCUUCUGGACGUACGCUGUCGAUGGAGAGGAUCUGCUCAGGCGGACGAACGUAAGGAGCAGCUUUCUUUGAUCUGAGCAGAGUUGUAUCUGUUCCUUGACAUGUAGAGACGGUGGAGGACACUUCUGAUCGGACGAGGAAAACCCAAGGAUCAAGAUGCACAGCGCACACAGUUUACUUUACCUGGCAGUGCUGAUAGGAGGGGGGGUGGUCGGCCACAAGAUGCUGGACUACUGUUUGGCCUCCCGUCGUAAAUACACCAUCAAUGUGGUUCUGCUGGAGGACAAUACGUACGAGUGGAGUCGACCACUGGUGCAGGCGGCUGUGGAAAACGCCAUCGAGGAGGACACGCAGGAGAACAUUAACAACGAGUUAAAUUUCACUUUGACGGCGAACUUCAGCGGCGUGGACACCACCGUGUACAACCGGCAGGGCUGUGGCAGCAGCACCUGUGAGGGAGUGGCCAUACUCAAGAGGCUCUAUGAUAAAAAAGAAGUUGGUUGCGUCAUGCUGGGGCCUUCGUGCACUUACGCCACCUUCCAGUUAGUGGAUGAUGAACUUGGCCUGAGCUUGAGCAUCCCCAUCAUCUCCGCCGGGAGCUUCGGCCUCUCGUGCGACUACAAGCCCAAACUGACCCGGAUCCUGCCUCCGGCUCGCAAGAUCUCAGACAUGCUGCUCAACUUCAUCAACGAAACUUUGCCGUUCAAAGAUCCGUGGAAAACCGUCUACGUCUACAAGAAGUCCAGCAACGUGACCGAGGACUGCUUCUGGUACAUCAACGCUCUGGAGGCCGCCUCUGCCAACUUUGCCAAAGGGACCAACAGGCACAUGCUGCGUGGUGACGUGGAGCUGAGCGACGCCCUGACUACCAAGAAUAGACUCAGCAACAUUUUCAUCUUGUGUGGGAGCCGUGAUGAGAUCGUCUCAGCGAAGAGGAGUGUGAGCCAGGUAGACCCGGACAUCAUUUUCCUUCUCCUCGAUAUUUACAGUCCUGAUUAUCAUGUCAACACGAUGUCCAAUGAGUUCAUGAGGGACGUGCUGGUGAUCACUCUGCCACCGAGGAACUACAGCUCUGAAUCUAACACAACGUACAACAACACGAUAAAUGACUACGUGGCCGGGUAUCACGACGGCACGCUGCUGUUUGGCAAAGUGCUCAGAGAACGGAUGCUCAGCCAGCAACAGAACAGGGCAUCGGUGGAUGUGCCUCUGAAUUUCAACCCGUUUGGAAACGCCUCUUUUUACGGUAUGGGAGGACACUACGUGCUCGAUGAAUAUGGCGACAGAGAUGUCAACUUCUCGAUGCUCUACACCUCCCCCAUCACCGGCAGGUAUGAAACCCUGUUAGCGUUCGACACGUCGCGUAAUGAAUCCAGAGUGACCAACCCGCUCCCCAUCCUGUGGUGGAAACACAACCGACUGCCUCAGGACAAGCCAGAGAGACCACACAGUCUAAAUAUGCAGGAUGUGAUUGUGAUCGUGCUGAGUCUCAGUGUCAUCGUGGUGACGGCCAUCGCUCUGAUCUUCUACAGGCAGAACAGGAAAGAACGUCUUAUGCAGAAGAAGUGGUCUCACAUCAGCCCGCUCCUGAUUGGUCCACUGGAUGAGAAGGAAGUCUCACUGAAGAUAGAUGAAGUCAAAAGGAAGGACAGCAAGUACUUCUCCCAUCGAGGACGAUAUGACAAGAAGCCGGUGAUCUUGAAGGAGCUGAAGCACUUAGACGGCGACUUCAACGAGGACCAGAAGAUCGAGCUCAACACCCUGCUGCGCAUCGAUUACUACAACCUGACCAAGUUCUACGGCACGGUGAAGUUUGAGUACGGAGUGUUUGGGGUGUUUGAGCUGUGUCAGCGGGGAUCCCUCAGGACCAUUCUCAACGACAGGAUCUCCUACCCUGACGAAACUUUCAUGGAUAUGGAAUUCAAGAUCUCAGUCAUGUAUGACAUAGCAAAGGGAAUGUCCUAUCUCCACUCCAGUAAUAUUGCAGUGCACGGACGCCUCAAGUCCACCAACUGUGUGGUGGACAACCGUAUGGUGGUGAAGAUCACCGACUUCGGCUGCCACACCAUCCUGAGACCAGGCAGAGAUGUGUGGACGGCCCCGGAGCAUCUCCGUAAAGGCGGGGUGUCUCAAAAAGGUGACGUCUACAGCUACGCAAUCAUUGCCCAUGAGAUCAUUAUGAGGAAAGACCCGUUCUACACACAGAACUGCUCGGAUAUUAUAGAGAUGAUCCACAGAGUUCAGUAUCCCACCGACGUGGUCAUGUUCAGACCUCACCUCAACUUCGACAGCGCCUCAGCGAACGAGAUCGAGUUGUAUGUGCUCAUAAAGACCUGCUGGGACGAAGACCCAGAGCGGAGGCCAGAUUUUAAGAGAAUAGAGGGAACUCUGGGUAAGAUCUUCAGUAACCUGCACAACCAAGCCACGGAGACGUACAUGGACAAUCUGAUCCGUCGCCUGCAGAACUACUCCAGGACUCUGGAGCGUCUGGUGGAGGAGAGGACGUGUCUGUACAAAGCUGAGAGGGACCGAGCCGAUCGCCUCAACUUCAUGUUGCUGCCCGGCCCUGUGGUGCGGUCACUGAAGGAGACGGGUCGGGUGGAGCCGGAGCUCUUCGAGGAGGUGACUGUUUAUUUCAGCGACAUCGUGGGAUUCACCACCCUCUGCCACUACAGCACCCCCAUGGAGGUGGUGGACAUGCUCAACGACAUCUACAAGAACUUUGACAGCAUCCUGGACCACCACGACGUCUAUAAGGUGGAGACGAUAGGAGACGCGUACAUGGUUGCGUCGGGUUUGCCCAGACGCAACGGCGACAGGCACGCAGUGGACAUCGCUCACAUGGCCCUGGACAUCCUGUCCUUUGUGGGGACGUUUGAGCUGCAGCACCUUCCUGGGAUCCCCCUGUGGAUCCGCAUCGGUGUGCAUUCAGGUCCUUGUGCGGCAGGAGUGGUGGGAAACAAGAUGCCUCGCUACUGUCUGUUCGGAGACACAGUGAACACGGCCUCACGCAUGGAGUCCACAGGCCUGCCUCUGAGGAUUCACGUGAGCCACUCCACCAUCAGCAUCCUGCAGAGGACGGACUGCGAGUUUCAAUACGAGCAGAGAGGAGAGACGUACCUGAAGGGUAAAGGUAAAGAGAUGACGUACUGGUUGACUGGGGUGACUGGGGGGAAAUACAACCUGCCGACACCACCCACAGCGGAGAACUUCCAGCGGCUCCAGCAGGACCUGGCGGAGAUGAUAGUGACCGGCCUGGAGAAGACAGGCGGGGGGAGGGAGGGCUUGGAGAAGAGGAAGACACUGUCCACCAAGGUCCGUCGCAGGGAGACGAGCGGCAGCGUCCAGAGCGACGGCCAGCCGGAGUACUUCCACCUGGCUGUGGCUGACAACCCCAGCACCUUCCUGUGAUUCCACCCGAACUCCUGAUCUGCCCGGGGAGUAGACUUUGCAAAAGUGUGUGUCCUGUCUGAAUCAGCUGGUUCCACAGGCCAGCUCCGCUCACCAGGGGGUCGAGUGACUGGAGAGCAGCUGUGGAACGAGCAGGACUGUGGAAGGUGAGACUUCCAUGUGCUCAUGUCGCCAUGAACUCAGCUGUUAAUGGGUUUGUGUCUCUUUUUCUACCCCGACAUCGAUUCCUCUCACUUCUCACAAACCCCACAUCCUUCUCUCCCCCCCCUCUGUCACCAGAAAUGAACCACUUCAUUACAUUGUCUUGUUUUUCAUUAAAAGCACAAAUCCAUGUUAUAGACAAGCUUUAUUCUUCCUGGAUUCUGUGGCACUGACCCAGUUUCACACAGACCUGCUGUUAUAAUAUGUAUGGAGCAACCAAAACCCAUUAAGAGAAAAACACUGGCAAUAUAUAUAUAUAUUUUUAACUAUGUGGAACAGACCAUUGUUAUGUAACGAUACUCGUCACUUUAUUAUUUACUGUCUACCAUAGAGUUAUUUUCGAUACUACAACUUUUUCUAAUUCUCAAAAAACUGAAUCAGUUAAAGUCAGUUCUCUGAAAACAAGGAAUCCAAUAUAUGAAGUGGACCCUGCUGACUUUACUUUACAAAAGUUCUCUGUUGUUGUUUUCUGCUGGACACUCACUGAUUGAGUUUGACUAACAUAUUUACCGUGUAAAUAGAAUUUUCUGCUGGAUCCACUCAGUAUGUGUCAAGAACAUUUCUCCUCUACGCCACAACACCAGGAAAUGUUUCUGUCAUGAUUUUUGUUCUGUGUUUUAUUAAAUGAUGUUUGACACGUGGCAACGGUU
Messenger RNA from Platichthys flesus (European flounder), 6737 nucleotides. It is a transcript of the gene gucy2ca, whose product is annotated as guanylate cyclase 2Ca. NCBI's taxonomy places the organism in Eukaryota, Metazoa, Chordata, Actinopteri, Pleuronectiformes, Pleuronectidae. Gene Ontology annotation, biological process: cGMP biosynthetic process; protein phosphorylation; intracellular signal transduction. The coding region runs from base 2632 to 5886 and encodes 1084 amino acids. Gene Ontology annotation, molecular function: protein kinase activity; ATP binding; peptide receptor activity. The record is from RefSeq and is a predicted model, not a curated record. The transcript has 27 exons.